Molecule: messenger RNA, 939 nt
Organism: Clonostachys rhizophaga
Lineage: Eukaryota; Fungi; Ascomycota; Sordariomycetes; Hypocreales; Bionectriaceae
Source: the annotation of a GenBank genome assembly
AUGAACUUUCCAACAAUCUCUCUCGGACUAUCCCAUCUCAAAGACCAGUACAUAACGAGCAGCAACACCAGCUCCUAUAAGCAGCCCCUGGUCAUGGCUGCUGUGAACGGAAGUGUCCCAAUUUCCUUUUACACCUGGAUCGCACAAGAGGCUGUCUUUCACGCAACGAGCGCUUUGUUUGAGUGGCUUGACAAGACAGGGACGGUAAAGCGCUUCAAGAUUCGCGCGGUGGACCGGAAACCAUACGCACAUUACCUGCGCCGAGUUCUGCUCAACCAGUGCCUCAUUCUUCUGCCUAGCAUGCUCGCCGCCGAGUACUUCGGCUUGUGCUUCACGGGUCCGACGAUCGAGGCCCAUCAAUGGGGACGAGUACUGGUGUCUCUAGCAGGCAUGGCUGUUGGUCAUGAUAUUGUCCAGUACAUAACGCAUAGGUUUCUGCUGCACCAGCCGAACGUGUUCCUCAUGCGGGCUCUGAGACACUCUGUCCAUCACUCCACCGGGGCUACCAAGGCAAUCAGCGCGUGCUACAUGUCGGCGCCAGACUUCUUCCUUGAGAUUGUUCUACCGUACCUGGUUCCGCUUGCUUUGGUUGGAGGUGGCGGGUCCGGCAUCACGUUUCAUUCGUUGGUCGCCGGCCUCGGGGCCAUCGGCGGCUUAUAUGAGCAUUCAGGAUACGACUUGUCCGUUAAUUUGAGGACCGGUGGAAAGGCUAACCGCGAUGGCUCCGCGCAGGUCUUGCUCUCUACAAUCGCGAGCAAGUUCCUGGACAAUCGGUCCCACGCUCAACAUCACGUGCGAGGCAAUGUCUCGUUCUCGGAUGGGUUUGGAAGCCCUGGCAUAAGUGACACUAUAUUCGGAACUCGUUGGGAUCUGGCAGCCAAACGUCGGGUUGAGCAUGCUGAAAAGGAGUGGCAACGACAGCGUGCUGAGUUGUCCUAG